This is a messenger RNA of Carica papaya (papaya), 1635 nucleotides long. It is a transcript of the gene RD22, whose product is annotated as BURP domain-containing protein. The record is from RefSeq and is a predicted model, not a curated record. NCBI's taxonomy places the organism in Eukaryota, Viridiplantae, Streptophyta, Magnoliopsida, Brassicales, Caricaceae.
AUAGCAUUAUAAAUGUUCCGUGUUUGGGCAUGGUUGAUGUCACCUAAUGCAAGUAGAACUACAAUUUCUAAACGCUUUUCUUCACUCAUUACAUAGCUACACUUGUCCCACACUGAACACUGCCAUUUAAGGCAGCCAGGGACAGGUGAAGUAAUUAAUCUGGUCCAACAUUUUGGUGGUAUAUUCCUAUUCACCCUAUUUAUUUCAGUCACCCAAUUCACCUUAUAAAUUUCCAAGCUCACUUGGUCUUCUUUCCAUGUAAACAAGAGUUAUUUUUUGGCUUCUUCUCCUGAACAGAAUAUCCAUCAAUUAAUGGAGUUCAAUCUAUUACACAUCCUUGCUUUGCUCACUCUUACUCUUGUGGCAAGUCAUGCUGCUCUACCUCCUGAACUUUACUGGAAUUCCAUGUUGCCGACUACUCCCAUGCCAAAAGUUGUCAAAGAUCUUCUGCACCCAGUCUUCAUGGAACACAAAAACACCGAUGUUAGCAUAGGAAAGGGAAGUGUAAAUGUUAAUGCAGGAAAGCCUGGGGCGACUUCUGUCAAUGUUGGAAAUGGCAGAGUAAAUGUCAAUACAGGCAAAGGAAAACCAGGCAGUGGCACCAAUGUGAAUGUUGGAGGCAAGGGAGUUGGAGUUAGCACUGCUGGGGGAACCAACGUUGGAGUUGGCAAGGGAGGGGUUUCCGUAAACACAGGGUACAAGGGGAAGCCUGUCCAUGUUGGAGUAGGUUCAGGAAGUCCAUUUGACUACUUAUAUGCUGCCACCGAGAAUCAACUUCAUGACCCAAGUGUAACUCUAUUUUUCUUGGAAAAGGACAUUAACCCUGGAAAAACAAUGAACUUGCAUUUCACUGAAACUUCAAAUUCAGCAACAUUCUUGCCACGCCAGGUUGCAAAAUCAAUUCCAUUUUCAUCUGGCAAGUUUCCAGAAAUCUUGAACCAUUUUUCCCUCAAGCCUGGAUCAGUGGCAGCUGAUAUGAUAAAAACAACCAUCAAAGAAUGCGAGGAAAGUGGGAUCAAAGGAGAGGAAAAAUAUUGUGCAACUUCAUUAGAAUCAAUGGUAGAUUUCUGCAUUUCAAAGCUUGGCAAAAAUGUCCAGGCAAUUUCCACAGAGGUAGAAAAACAAACCCCGAUGCAGAAGUACACAAUUGCUGCAGGAAUAAAGAUGAGAAAAGUCGAUAAAUCUGUAGCAUGUCACAAGCAGAAGUAUCCAUAUGCAGUGUUCUUCUGCCACGCAACACAAACCACGAGUUCUUACAUAGUUCCCUUGGAGGGUGCCGAUGGGACAAAAGCAAAAGCGGUAGCAGUCUGCCACGAGGAUACAUCAGCAUGGAACCCAAAGCAUUUGGCUUUUCAAGUGCUCAAAGUGAAGCCAGGAACUAUUCCAAUCUGUCAUUUCCUUCCCGAGGAUCAUAUUCUCUGGGUUCCCAAGUAGAAACCUUCAUAAUCCACUCAGACGCCCAUAGUUCAACCAAGUCAAUCAAUAUGGUUUUACCUGGAACAGCUCAACCUUUCAGUUUUAGAAUAAUGCACUCGAACCUAAUCUACGUUCAGUUAUGCCUAUACUUGUAAUGUUUGCAUAGUUAUGUGUUUUAUGUCAUAUGUUCAAUAAUAGAUAUUCUCUUAUAAAUGGUCC